Molecule: messenger RNA, 750 nt
Organism: Anopheles marshallii
Lineage: Eukaryota; Metazoa; Arthropoda; Insecta; Diptera; Culicidae
Exons: 4
Coding region: 1-750 (249 amino acids)
Source: RefSeq, a predicted model, not a curated record
AUGACCGUGCUGUGCUCCCAUCAUCGGAUAGUCGAAAGGGAACCGUCCAAAGUUAAUCCCCGCUGGAAAUCAUGCACCGUUUUCUCCUUACUGCUGAUAGUUUCCUCGUGUUUAGUGGUUAGUUUCAGCCUGCAUGGAUUAAUUGCACACUACAAAAAUCAUUGUUUGCUUAAAGCCAAUUUGCAUUUCAUCGAGAUACCAGCCGAUAAUGGAACCAUUCCCAACGGAACGGACCAAACGGAUGUUCAGUAUGGUAUUGACGAAUAUUGGAGCAACUGGAACAGCGGUACCUAUUGCGACACACUGAAGAAUAUGCCACUCUUUCAGGGCAUUUGUUGUACUAUAUGGCUAGCGAUUUUCCUUGUUCACGGUCCCGGAGGAAUUCUACCACAACCCUGGCGUAUAGUAUUUCCAUCCUUAAUAUUUUUCCUGGGCUGCUUAAUAGUAUCCCUUCUGACGGCAAGCUUCAUCACCCAGGGGCUCACGCAUCUGUGUGCCGAAUUUCAAAAAGUGAACUCAGUCCAUGGCCUUAGCUGCGCCCGGUUAAUCGUUUACUUUUCAUUAGUGCAGGAAAACGCAACCCUGGUGCAGGUGGAUAAGAACUUUUUCUUAACGCUAGUCUUUGCCUGGGUAUGGUUCGGUGCUACUGUUUUAGGUUUCUGCAUAAUACUGCUCCGAAUCUUGCUUAUGCCCGACUUUGAACUGUUCCGUGUGGUAAUUUCGAUGCACGGAGGGCGCAAAGGUUUGUAA